Molecule: messenger RNA, 3948 nt
Organism: Penicillium maclennaniae
Lineage: Eukaryota; Fungi; Ascomycota; Eurotiomycetes; Eurotiales; Aspergillaceae
Product: CHAT domain-containing protein
Exons: 1
Coding region: 1-3948 (1315 amino acids)
Source: RefSeq, a predicted model, not a curated record
AUGGAUUUUGAUCACUUCAUCGGUCUCUGUGGCCGAUCGCUAUUCGCCGAGGAAUACCGGGGUAACCUAGAUGCCGCCUGGGAAUAUUUGCAGCAAAAGCGGCCGAAUACAGACUCUGUGGAGCCUAACAUUCAGGCUGAGUACCUGCGUUGCGCGUCCGUCUACUCGAUCUUGAUCGGCAGAUUCUCAGAUGCAUAUGAGACACUGAAUGCUCUCCAUGAUCUACUUGAUCUUCUGCCUCAGGAAUGGGGCUUGCGGUAUACCAACUACAAAGUGCUUGCCGACUAUACCCGCCGCUUCCCUCCGGCACUCCAGUUCUAUCAUGAAAAUGGAAACCCGCUCGACACCGUGAUGCUAGGCGACAUCAUCGGCACCAUCGAGAUCAACAAAAGGUUGAUGCAAAAUGUGCACAAGUACCUUUCGCCCGGUAACUCGCGGGACCAGGGCCUAUGUCUGAUUCUAGGAGCCGUACUUGCCUUCCCGAUAAAUUCUAGAUAUCUGAGCGGUCAUUUCCAUCCUCUCUCCUGCCAUGUCUCUUACCAUACACCAGAGGCCGAUCCAAUACCAACGAUAACGCAGCGUGCGCAGAACCUCCAAAAGUUCCGUGACAGCGCAGAUGCAAACUUGGCUACAGGAAUCGCAACGUAUCUCAACCUGCUCAUCUUAAAACUCCAUUUGUCAUGCCAGAACUCACCAGCGACAGCUUUGGAGGACCAUUUCAAGCGAUGCAGCAGACUCAACGACCAUGCCGGAAUGGGAAAUUGCAAGAUGAUUGAGGGCGACAAUCAUAUCAGUCCCGCGUUUACCAGCCCUCUCUCAUUGAAUCUGGUCAUAGUCAACUUUUCAUCAUGUAUAGGAGAGGAUGCUAAUUGGGACCCGGUCGGAUGUGGGCUCAAGUUUGACUACUCUUCAGAAGCUCAAACUUGCUAUGAAGAUGCCCUCAAUUUGUUCAGGACUGCUGGUUGCACACGAGGACAAGCGGCGGUAGUGCUUCGUCAGGCAUGCUGCCUGCACCACCAAAUACGUUAUCAGCGAGCCUCCAAGAAUCAAAGCUAUGUUUCGAAUGUUCUUGGUAAGGUGGAUUCAAAAUUGCAAGAGGCAUUGAGGCUGUUUGGCAAGGAUGAAGCCAAUGUGCAGAUUGUCAAAGCUCACCAGUUGUUGUUGCAAAUUAGUAUGGGAAAUCCUCGAAGUGCCAAGACGACUGCGAGUGAACUUGGAGAAUGGGGAGCUCAGUCCAAGAAUGAGAACUUGACUCACUUUAUCGGGCUUCUGCUGUCGCGAUUUGCGCGCCAAGAAUGGGACACGUUCUCCAAUUUUGAUGCAGCGUUACUAGCAUGGGAGUGUGCCUAUGGAGUUUUGAAGCCGAUAGGGGAUGAGAUUCCACUGAUUCAGUCCGUUGUUUGUCGGGCAUGGGUGCAACAUGGCACACAUAACAAUGCGGCAUGCCGACUGCUCAUCGAGGAAGCUAUUUCCAUGGUGGAUCAAUUAUCCAUAUACUACGAUACGCGGAUCAAAUCCGCAUCUCAUGAACAUGAUCGGACGAUACUGCUUACCAGCAAAUUCAACCUCUUUUGGACUCUUGGUAGAACCGUGGGCUGUAUUUGGCUCCGCCUGGAUGAUCUACAGGCCUUUCAAACAUGGCAAACAAAACUUGCAUAUUGGAUCGAGAACGAUGAGAGUUUCCUAAGCUGGCGCGAAAGAUUGCAGAAUAUGGAAGGUAUAAAGGACAAGGGCUCGGAAAUUUCGCAGGGGAUGCUGAGAAGUCUCUGGCAUAAGGUAAUGGCCGAGGAUGCAGCGAGAGUUAUGCACGGUUCGGCCGACAUACAGUAUCGAAAAAUUCUGGAAGAUGGGGAUGUCGUCAAAGCAGAAGACAUCCUUCGCUCGUUUGUCAAGAGCUCAGAGAUUUUAGAGGCGCCAUACUCCAGAGAUUUCUACCGGAUCCUGGCCUGUGAGCGGAUUGGCGAUUUGGCUAAGGCGCGCGAGAUUUUGGACUCGGUCGAUGACAACGUCCUUUUCGAUGAGAGUCUCGAUGAUUUCAAAGCCGGCAAGAACCUCUCGAAGUUCCCGCUCAUGGCAGGAAACGCUCUUACCUUCCUGAUGUAUGGUGAAGACAUGGAGCGUGCUCGCCGAAUUCUCAAUCUCAUCGUUCAGAUUUCGCCCACCUUUUUUGAGUCAAAUGCAAGCGCCAUAGACCUUGCUGAGCAGAUGGGAAACUACGCUGCAAUCAUGAAGGAAAUCGAGCCCGAAAUUUGUUUCAAAAAGUUACUUGAAGCCCGUCAGAUUAUCGAAACUAUGCGGGUCCAGACCAAAGACUUGGAUGCCAGGAUAGGAACCGCCACGUCUUCUUGGGUUGGAGAAGUGUAUCUCAAUCUUGCGCGGAUUUGCCUGUCCACUUCCAUUUCUGACACACCUUUUGAAUGGCCCACAAAAUUCGACCACGGGCAUUUCGAGAGUAUCUCUUGGGCUGAACAUGCUCUAUUAUUUGUCGAAAUGAGCAGGGCACGCGCGGUCCUUGAAUCUCUGCAGCAACAAGCAAAGGAUUUAGGAUCAAUUUCGGAGGCAGUUCACAAGAGACGACUUCUGAGGUCACUACUCUCCUUGAAGUCUUUGACUCCGGACCAAGAGAAGGAAAUUUCCCAGCUGCGAGAAGACAUAGAAGUGCUAGAAGAAGAUGGGACCCUGACCUCCGCGACCGCUUUCAUUGACAGAGUCAAUUCUUCAAUUGAACCGAAGUUGUUGUAUGAGAGCAUUGAUGAGAAUGCUGUUGUGAUUGAAGCGACGUUUGGACCUCGUGGAUGUGUUUCCUUUGCCAUCACAAGGGAUGGUAUUCUGCAUUUUGCGACAACCCAUUUCCGGAGUGUCGACAUGCGCAGGCCUGUGAUGAAGGCGAUGCAGAUCAUGAGAGAAGUGACAGGUUAUAUUAACGAUGAAGAAACAAAACGCAAAGAAGAACUACAAGAUUUGUCACGGGAAAUUUCCGCAGUAUUGUUGGACCCAUUUGCAGAUAUUAUCAGAUCCAAGUCGCACGUCAUUUUUUCCGUAUCGGAUCCCCUAACUGCUUUCCCAUUCUCGAUUCUCCAUCUUGAUGGGAAGCCCCUCAUUAUGCAUGCUGCUGUGUCUCAAGUCCCGAGCCUCACCGUGAUGCAUUAUUUGUCUCAAAGAAAGUCACCAUCUGAAGCACCAACGGUCUCAGUUCUGGCCAAGUCCCCUACACAAGAGCCAUCUACCGGGAUUAGAGGCGACAAAGAGGUUAACCUACACAUGGCGGGGAUUGAAGCUGUCAAUAUCGCUCGAAUGUUUACUACCUGGCCGAUUGAAGCAUCACACCUUUCCAGGAAAGACUUCCGCCAGUAUGUUGAAGGCGGUUCGCUCAUCAUGCACAUCGGAACCCAUGGAGAUAUUGACCCUCAAAACCCCCUUCUCUCUUCAAUCUCGAUUGGCGAGGGACAAGAGUUCCGUGUCGCAGACAUGCUUGCUAUUCGGAGCCGAGUGAAUCUUCUCGUGUUUGCCGCCUGUCUUAGCGGGUUUGGGAAGGCAACCAGAGGAAGUGAUGUUCUUGGCUUCUCUCAUGUCGUCUUGAGCACUGGCUGUCAGGCCUAUAUCGGAUCUCUUUGGAAGGUCAGUGACUUUGGCUCCAUGGUCAUCAUGACGUUGUUCUAUGGGCAUUUGAAGCGUAACCCUCAUUUGGCGGUGGCGGACGUCAUGAGGAUGGCUCAGUUAGAUCUUCUGAAGUUGGAUGGUGAUACUGCUGGGACACUCCUCGACGACAUGCUACAGGGCUGGGGCGUUGCGACUCGAGAAAGUCAUAGUCCGACAGAAUUCGUUCCCGACGCAGAGUUCCUUUUGUUUACAUUGAAGAUGAUCCUCAACCAGUUGGACUGGAAUAGCCCAUUCUACUGGGCGCCAUUUACACUUGUUGGUUACGGGGGCUUCAGAUUUAUGCAUUAA